Molecule: messenger RNA, 2172 nt
Organism: Cryphonectria parasitica EP155
Lineage: Eukaryota; Fungi; Ascomycota; Sordariomycetes; Diaporthales; Cryphonectriaceae
Exons: 4
Coding region: 1-2172 (723 amino acids)
Biological process (GO): double-strand break repair via nonhomologous end joining
Cellular component (GO): nucleus
Molecular function (GO): DNA-directed DNA polymerase activity; DNA binding
Source: RefSeq, a predicted model, not a curated record
AUGUCUCUGGAGAUGCCUCUCAAAACCAAAGAAGCCUUCUACAAGCAGCUGGAUGCCUUGGAUACUUCUUUUGAUGAUGAACAUGAAAAUCUUCAAGAUGAUCACCGGCAAAGGAGUCGGGCCUUCUUGGAGAAAGCGAAGCCAGGCAGACAACACACAAAGCCAAGUCAGGGCAAGGUGGCCACUGCAUCUGCUGCGGGCAGAGUGUCGAUACCAGAUCCCAAGCCUACCAAAAGCGUCUCAAUGACUGCUGCCACACCAAAUACCACCAUACAGGCCACGCCUUUUGUCCCUGAUUCUCACCCCCCAGCAAGUCGACAACAGAUUCCUAGCAGCACAUCAAUUGUGCAAGACACACCCCUUCAAGAGCCUGGACUAGACUGCCGCAUGACGAAACAUACGUCUGCAGGCACCGUGUCUAAGGAAACCCAAAGAGACAAGGGCAAGAACGACGUGCCAGAGGCGAAACGGAUAUUGAAGAAUCUCAGACUGUUCUACAUCCCUCCAGAUCGCAUUUCUCUUCGCAAACAUCGAAUCGAACAUGCAGAAAAAUACGGCGCGACGGUAACCGACCAGCUUGCUGACGCUACGCAUAUUGUCGUUGACAAAAACCUUGGAUACGAAGAUAUCAAGGCCACUGUUUCGACCGUCUCUGGGAGUGUCGGCAGCACACUUGUUACGGAAGAGUGGCCUUUGGAUUGUAUACAGCAAGGACGCGUCCUCCCACCCUACCUGAAGUAUCGGGUCAAAGGGACUCCCUCUGGGCAGUCAGGGUCUACAGGAAAAGAGACAGAGCAACGAGACGCCACUCGAAGACCCGACAGUUCUUUAGAAUUGAAAACACCUCACAAGAAUCCGAAGAGCUUGGGAAUACCGACGCAGCAGGCACAACUCGGCCUUCGAGUCCUCUCACAAAUCAUUAAUGAGGCUCGUGAGGAGUUUAAGGAUGUCCCACGCAUCGGGGAUGAGGACGCGAACCUCAAUCCAAGUGAAGAUGGUGGGGAAGACGACUCGGGAGCAGAGAAAGAGCGAGAAAGGAAGAGGUUCAAGAAGAAGGGGGGAGGCAAAAGCAUCCCGAAGAAGUACGACGAGUAUUACGCCUGCAAUCGGGGAGGCACCAAGGAGCAGGCCGAGAAUAAGGACAAUCCAAACGCCUUUACCAUUAGCGUUUUCCGAAAAAUGCUCGAUUAUUACACCAACACAAAUGACCAUUGGCGGGUACUCGCGUACCGCAGAAUCAUCACCACUCUUUCAAUGGUCAAAGACCGCACCAUCACUACGGCUGAGGAGGCCAAAAAGCUGCCGUUCUUUGGAGAGAGGCUGUCCGCCAAGCUUGAGGAGAUUGUCAAGACCCAAACCCUCCAGCGGUUACAAUUUGCGCUGAACGAUCCCAUAAGUCAAGUCAAGGCGUUGUUCCUAGGGGUUUACGGCGCGGGUCCGACGACCGCCGACAAAUGGAUCGCGCAGGGCUUCCGAACACUCGAUGAUUUACUACGGAGCGCCGAUCUCUCGUACAGCCAAAGAAUUGGCAUUGAGCAUUAUGAAGAUAUCAACUCCCGCAUACCGCGUGCUGAAGUUACGAAGCUUGGUGAGUAUGUGAAGGCCGAGGCAGUUAACAUCGACAAGGAGGUGGAACUUCUCAUCGGAGGCAGCUAUCGUCGGGGCGCGACCAGCAGUGGUGAUAUUGAUUUUAUCAUCACCAAGAAGGGCACGACCUCCAGCAGGGACUUGACCCCGUUCCUCGACAAGCUCGUCGGCAACCUGAGCAGACGGGGUUUUCUGACAGCAGAGCUUGCUGCCCACAGCUCCACCAGAGAGGGCAGUGGCAGCAAAUGGCACGGCUGCUGUGUAUUGCCACGAGCCACUGACGACAAGGAUAAUGACAAUUAUCGUCCUGUGUGGCGGAGAAUCGAUCUGCUUCUCGUGCCAGAGACGGAGUACGGCGCGGCGCUGAUCUACUUCACGGGCAACGACAUCUUCAAUCGCAGUAUCCGGUUGUUGGCGUCGAAAAAGAAGAUGAGACUGAACCAGCGUGGGCUGUAUAAGGAUGUGCUGAGGGACCAGAACAGGCAGAAGAUCUCCGAUGGGGACCUGCUCGAGGGACGGGACGAGAAAAGAAUCUUCCAGCUUCUCGGCGUAAAGUGGCGGGAGCCGCAUGAGAGAUGGUGUUGA